Molecule: messenger RNA, 1776 nt
Organism: Acanthoscelides obtectus
Lineage: Eukaryota; Metazoa; Arthropoda; Insecta; Coleoptera; Chrysomelidae
Source: the annotation of a GenBank genome assembly
UUCAGAUGUCUUUUUGUACGUCAGAAUACAGUAUGUGGUUAGCUACCUUCAGGUAUAAUACAUAAUCAAUGGUUUCCGCUAAAAAGAAAGGGAUUCAAAGGUUCAUGGAUUUUCUCCGUCCAAGACACAGAAUUGAAGUUUGGAAAUUUGGCAACGCCAGCGUAGCAAAAAUCACCGUUGCGCAAUCGCAGUGACAGCUACCGGUAGGCCAACGUCCGCUUCAGACCUCCGAGUUUGAACAGUCGUUUUUAUUCGGUGUCGCUGAUAGUUCAGUAUUGUAUAGUAUUUUUACCUCCAGGAUUAUUCCAACAUGGCGUCUGGCGUAACCGUGUCUGACGAUUGCAAGCGGACGUACGAAGAAAUAAAGAAAGAUAAAAAGCAUCGAUACGUCAUUUUCUACAUCAAGGAUGAGCGACAGAUCGACGUUGAAGUCGUAGGGGCGAGAGACGAGGAAUAUGACAAGUUCCUGACUGACUUGCAGGCCGGUGGAGCAGGAGAGUGCCGCUACGGACUUUACGACUUCGAGUACAUGCACCAAUGCCAAGGCACCUCAGAAUCUUCCAAGAAACAGAAACUGUUCUUAAUGUCAUGGUGUCCCGACACCGCCAAAGUUAAGAAGAAGAUGUUGUACUCUAGGUAAGCAUAAUUAUAUUCCCCUCAAUCAUGGUGCUCUUUAUGAUUCGUUUAUUAAAUAGUUGAAUAACGUUUGUUUCCCGUAAGAAAGCUAAGCUGUGGAAGCUAAACCAAAGAGCUUUAGAGAGUAGUUCAAGGAGGGGUGGGGUGUUGCAGGAUAUUUGAGGUUAGGAAAAAUUUUAAUUUCAAAGUGACGAUUCUCUUUUGAUACUAAACUAAAUUGCGUACGCUUCCGCGUAUGUCUCUAAAGUCCAGUCAACUAGGGGGUACUUUAAAGGUUUCACAAAAAUAAUGUCUGUUUUCAUAAAGUUACAUUUUCACUGAUGCUCUUCAACUGGGGAAAUAUAUUUAAAUAGCUAUUGAAGGGCUAACCCCAAUGCAUUGUUUUUUAAAGUUUGUAUCAUAAUGGCUCAGUGAUAAAGUUAUGACCUGAUUAAGAUAAAACAAUGUUCUCUUGUUUGCAAUCAAUAAAUGGACUGUUUUUUUAAGAAAAAAACUUGUUCCAGUACAUUGAUUUGGUCCCAGCACUUUGGAAAUUCAGUAAUUCUGUCAAUAAUGUUUUAGAUUUCAGACUUUCUGAGAAAUGACUGCAUUGUACGUUAAUAGAAACUGCAUUGAUUCAAGAUUGGUUAUUUCAAACAUGGCUCAUUUUAUUGGACUCCAACAAGAAUACGUUUUCCUAAACUAAAGCAUUAGUCUUUUAAAAAUACACUCUUUGAUGGUGUAAAAACUAUCAGCAGUAUUGUGUAGAACAUUUUUUCGUGAAAACUUGUGACAUUAUUUCCUUGGGUUCUACAGGAUGUCCUUAAGGUCAAGACUUCUCUUUUCCGAAACAACUAAGUUUGAAAUAACAAGGCUAAUAUGCGAAAAAAACAUCAGCAAUAAAAAGAAAUUUCAGGUACUGCCCUAUCACAUGCUCGUAAAUAUUAAUGUUUGAAGUUGUUGGCAUUCGGUUCAAAGCACAACUUCUUCCUAAAUUUGCAAGAUUCCGGACUGUCUGAGACUUCUACUGUGUUAAUUUCGACGGCGUUUGUACAAUAUAAGACCUACCCAUGUCGAGAAAGAAACGUCUAGGAAAAUUUCUGUUUUUCAAAUCCGAUUUGUAAAUAACAUUACUAAACUUACACUCGGCGCAGCGAUUUC